GUUCAAUUUUCAGAUUGUGAUUUGUGUGGUUCCGAUUUUAAUUCUUGAACUAUUGUACGGUUUUCUAAUUCCGAUCAGUGCUUCGCUUUUUUGUAGGAAUUCUUCUCUGAUUCCAUAUUGGCUUCCCGCCCGGAAAUUUCCCUCCAUUUUUUUCCCGUUUUCGUCUCGAGUUGGUCAAAUUCUUCAUUCCUGCAGAUCUCUUCGUUGAUAUGUUCGAUUAUUUUCUGUUAAAUAUAUCGAAAUUAAAGAAUCAAUUGCUUUUUGCCGUCUCGUGGAGUCGUGGCGAGGCGACCCAAGAGGUCAGAAACUGAAGCAUAGCCCGAUUUUUGAUGUUUAGAGGAAGCGAAGCGACUUAAGGACUAGGUUUCAAUCGGCAAUGCUGUGACAUAGUCGGGAAUGAAGUUUAGUCCUACACGAGGAGCACUGGUUCUUCUGACAAUGCUCAGAUAUGAGACACGAGAAACUAAUUAGGCGUUUGUAUGGGUGGACAUGGAUUUUAGAUUCAGAAAUUGGAGAAUUGGGGCAAAAAAUGUGAUCUUAUUAAUGGUGGUUAUGACCUCAGUUGGUGCCAUUUUUCAGAACCAUGCACUUCCUCAUCCGAAUACUUUCUGGUCCCUCUUCUCUGCAGUCACAGUUCCUCCUUAUAAGACAUUGAAUAAUGAAAUGCAAGCAAUGGAAUAUUUGCCUUUUAAUGAUGGUAGAGAAAGGUUCCCAACAGUAUCAGUUUAUCGAGUGAAUGAUUCUUCUGAACAAGCCCUAUCCAUAGCAUCUGAUGCAGUUGUGUCAACAUCCAAUGUCACGGUGGUUGCAAGGUCCGGUACACAUCUGAAAGAUGAUGGCUCUAAGCCCACAGAAAUUGUUGAGUCUGCACAACAAAUGGGUGAUAAGAACAACAGCAGUGACAAGUAUCAUAUACUGGAAUCAUCCAGGGAGUCUAGGUUGUCCAACUCAAUUCCCAAUGCUGUUCCAGCAGAAGCAAGGGAGAAAAAAUCAAUUGGAAAAAGUUAUCACAUACCAAAGCUAAAAGAAAAGGCACCUGAAGUGACCUUUUUUUCAGAUAGUGGCCACACUUCUUCUCAUGAAAAGAAGGAAAUGGUUCCUGUAUCACCAGACCAGGCACUUUUAUAUGCUAAGAAUGAAAUUAAGAAUGCCCCUGCAGUGAGAGAUGAUCCUGAUCUAUACCCACCAAUAUUUCGUGACGUCUCUGUAUUUAAAAGGAGUUAUGAGUUGAUGGAAAAGAUACUCAAAGUUUAUAUAUAUCCAGAUGGAGAAAGACCUGUUUUCCAUAGACCGUUGCUCAAAGGAAUUUAUGCAUCUGAAGGGUGGUUUAUGAAAUUGAUGGAGCAAAACAGACAGUUUGUGGUGAAGGACCCUAAAAAAGCACACUUGUUUUACUUGCCAUACAGCUCCCACCAGCUGGAGAUUGCUUUAUAUGUUUCCGAUUCGCACAAUAUAAAACCACUAUCACUCUAUCUUAGAGAUUAUGUGAAAAAGAUUUCAUCUAAGUAUAGAUUCUGGAAGAGAGCACGAGGAGCAGAUCACUUUCUUGUUGCUUGCCAUGACUGGGCACCCUACACCACAAAGGAGCAUGAAGAACUUCAUCACAACACUAUAAAAGCGCUCUGCAAUGCUGAUGUAUCUGAGGGGGUCUUUGUGCCAGGGAAAGAUGUCUCCCUUCCUGAGACUACUGUACGCAAUCCCAGGAGACCUCUCAAGGACCUUGGUGGAAAACCUGUAUCACAACGUCCAAUUCUAGCUUUCUUUGCUGGAAAUAUGCAUGGUCGAGUUCGACCAGUACUACUCAAAUAUUGGGGUGAUAAAAUUGAAGAUAUGAGGAUUUAUGGACCUUUACCAAAUCAAAUAUCUAGAAAAAUGUCCUACAUUCAGCACAUGAAAUCAAGCAAGUAUUGCAUCUGUCCAAGGGGUUAUGAGGUGAACAGCCCCCGCAUAGUUGAGGCAAUAUACUAUGAGUGUGUGCCUGUGAUAAUAGCAGAUAAUUUUGUGCCACCUUUUAACGAUACCCUCAAUUGGAAUUUAUUUUCUGUAACCGUGGCAGAGAAGGAGAUACCAAACUUGAGGGAUAUUCUUUUGGCGAUUCCUUUUAAAAAGUAUAUGGAAAUGCAGAUGAAUGUUAAGCAAGUACAGAAGCAUUUUCUAUGGCACAGCAAGCCUGUCAAAUAUGAUAUUUUUCAUAUGAUUUUGCAUUCUAUAUGGUUCAACAGAUUGAGCCAAAUCUGAUCUUCAUGGGCUUCCUGAGGAUAUUUUUUUCACUAAUUGGAUGAUUCUGUGAAGUUGGAUGUUGGUACCAAUUUUAUGCUGUCCAGAUUGGGGAAUGAGCUUCCGAACAUGGAAAAUUGUACAGGAGGUGUCAUGUUCAGUGACGAGUUACAGGAUUAUUGUGGUGAUAUGAUGGAUUGAGAUGGUUCAUCUUCAAUUUUAAGGUACUCUUCCUGCUUUUUUGGUUUUGGAUAUCUGGUUUUCAGGCAAAUUGAUUUAUGUCAUGCUUAAAGCAGUCAACAUUAACUGCAGAACAGAAAUGACAUGGUAGGCCUAUGUAAGUUUCUGCCUGUUUAAUUAUUCCUGUAUUAUCCAGCAUUACACAGGAAACUGUAAGUCCAAGUACAUUUAGAGAUUGUGAGCAAGCGAUAAAAAUCUUGUGAUGUAGUUCCUUCUUUCUAUGAUGAAUCUAUCUCUUGUAUUUUUCGUUGGAAAAUAAGCAGUGCUGCCAGUGAUUGGUGUCCUGCCGUAACUUUAUCCACUGAUAAAUGAGAAAAGAAACUGCUUUUUGAAAA
Molecule: messenger RNA, 2792 nt
Organism: Nymphaea colorata (pocket water lily)
Lineage: Eukaryota; Viridiplantae; Streptophyta; Magnoliopsida; Nymphaeales; Nymphaeaceae
Product: probable glycosyltransferase At5g03795
Exons: 6
Coding region: 490-2238 (582 amino acids)
Molecular function (GO): glycosyltransferase activity
Source: RefSeq, a predicted model, not a curated record